Molecule: messenger RNA, 957 nt
Organism: Stegodyphus dumicola
Lineage: Eukaryota; Metazoa; Arthropoda; Arachnida; Araneae; Eresidae
Source: RefSeq, a predicted model, not a curated record
GGCGUGCCUCCUGAGGCGCAGAGGGGGCAGAGAAUUUACGAAGUAGCACGGAAGGGUUGCUACGUCAUCAACCACGUGGCUCAAGCACGGGUGCGUUGCAUCCUGUUCGUGACGUCAUCCCGCAUUAUCACUUCGUAUUAUCUUGCUAUUGUUAUGUCAGACACAUGUUUCAUCCUUUUUGUGUAGUAAUCCGGUUUCAUGUACACGUUUAUCGAUUGACAUAGAACUUCCCGCUGCUUUGAUGUCAUACUAAAUCCGCGGUCUGAUUGCAACUUGUUAGAAUUUCUAGCGCAUUCUUUUUAGUUCAGCAACGACCGCUAGAGGGCAGUAGUCGUAUCCAUAGCGCUUUCUGAUUGGUUCUCCUGGAUCCUGACCAAGGCUUAUAUAGAGAGACGCUGGACCCUAUCAUAUCAUUUCCGCCUGUGUUGCAUGUUUCGUUCCUGCUUUCGCUCUUCCUGUUUGAAUCAAGACGUGUUAUUCGAGAUGGAUUUGGAACAACAGUUUGAGAACGAGCCUCUCAACAUGGAUGUGCCGAAGAUUUCAGAUUCUGAACAAUACCAUGAAAAGCCCAAAGAAACACCCAUCUCGCAGAACGCUAAUGGCAAACGAAAAAUAGACGAAGAAAAUACAUAUAAGAAGAAACGCAACGGACGCUUUACUGAAGGCACAAUCCCAGAGGAGCUGACACAUAUUGGCAACAAUGUCUUUGUGGGACCUACCUCUUUUCAACGGAAAGAUCAAGUGCACACAUCAGGCAAUACAGCAAACGUCACUAGAACAGCUGAUCCAAGAACACGGAGAGAUUUGAAGUAUCCUAAACUUAUAGACUGUGAAGAGCUCGCUAUUUAUAAAACAGAAACUAUCAACUCCAUGGCUCUGAAAUUAAACUCUAUCGACAUAGCCAGGCAAUUUUAUGGAAAUGUAUGGACUGAAGAGCCUUAUUUUACUUCUGAUUAA